Messenger RNA from Bombus pascuorum, 636 nucleotides. RefSeq lists its product as uncharacterized. Bases 1 to 636 code for a protein of 211 amino acids. Lineage: Eukaryota; Metazoa; Arthropoda; Insecta; Hymenoptera; Apidae. The transcript has a single exon. The record is from RefSeq and is a predicted model, not a curated record.
AUGAUUUGUAACGACGAAUCCGAACGCAUGGCAAUCGCGUAUGACUGCGCGAUAAUGCUGGAAUAUGAACAAAUGUGUGGUAGAACGCCAUCCAAGUUCUACCAUGACCUGAAAAUUCUUGCCACCCCCUUGACUCCGGAUGAUUUCAUCCUCAUGUUCUGGGAGAAGAAAUUACCGGUGUUUGUGCAAGAUGUCCUGGCCGCCGUGCAGGACAGGAAUGUCGAAAAGCGAAUCCAGAUCGCUGAUUUUAUAUACGAGAGUGACCCGGAAUCAGAACAGGUUGUCAUGGUCAACGCAGAACAAACAACUGCGGUAACCGAUCAACCUGCACAAAAAGUUGAAGCAAGCAAUCCCUUUGCCGUUGCCAUCGACGACAUGAGCGAACAGAUAGCCCAACUAGAAACGAAAAUGAGAGGGCUGAGCCUCUAUAGGACUCGCCCUGCACGAAGACGAAUCCGGAGUCAUCGUAAAUCGAAUUUGAGAAACCGACUACUGCAGCUCGGUUUAUGUUAUUAUCAUGCUACAUAUCAGCAGCACGCGAAAAAGUGCCGCUUCCCGUGCGCUUGGAGUACGGAAAAUAAAACGAGACGUACCAAAAGUCAGAUCAUUCCACGCUACAUGACAAUGAACAUUUAG